CAAAUACUGUUGUCAAUAAAUUCUUCUGUUCUGCUUGGAGUAGUAAUUAAAAUUUAUUGUUAGAAAUGUGGCAGUACUUCUACGCUCACGCAACUUAUCAUGGUGUGAGAUGGUUUCCUCAGGGCAAUCGGUUGAAAAUGAGUCUGUUACUGAUGGUUUUUGCCCUAUUGCUGCCAGUUCCUCAGUUGUAUGUGGUUAGUCUGGACAGUUCAUCGAGAGUGUGUGAACAACCGUUGCUGGAUCUGGCUAUAGCAGCCAUUGUCUUAUCAUUCUUUACCAUAGCAUUUUCGUUGUUGUUCUGCAUAUUGAUACCUGUGCCACGAGAGUUAAAGAUAGCCUUCCAUGUGUUUGGUGUGGCCUGUCUUAUAGUUGGGUUGAUGCAGACAGCGUAUACAUUCCAAGCUAAGCAGGACUGUUCUGUGUCCACACCAGAACUGUAUUACCUGUCACUGACCAGUUCCAUGUUUUCUGUUGUCUGUUUAGUUUUUCUGGGCGUGAUGUUCCCUUUCUGGGUGAUCAACAAAGUGAAGACGAAUGUGGUGAUGGACCCAUACAGUCGCACUGGAUUGUGUUACGAACCAACCAAAUGCUGCACAUGUCUCUGGCAUAUUUAGAGCAUGUCGAGUACAAGAGUAGGUGUGAUGAGUGGUUUAUUGGAUUGGAAACUUUACGCUAAUCAAAAAUAUAUGUAUCAACACUAUGCAGUUUAACCAAAAAAAUAUCUUCAUAUUUUUGUAAUUACAUAUUACACUCAUGAAAAGUAAAAAAAAUGUAGCAUCCAUUCACUAAUACUUGAUGUAUGACCUUUGUCAUAUGUGAACAUGGAAAUCAUGUUGUAAUUGGUAUAAUUACUGCCUAUGAAACUUGUAUUCGGACAGAUUUUAUUCGGAUAUACAAAUUUGAUCGUCAGUAAGGAUACAGAAUAUCUGUAGAAGACGUGACACUGCUUAAGGUUUUCAGUUGUUAAAAAUCUGAGUUAUUUUUGCUACAGUAUUCUUUCAUAUUUGAUGUUGACAAGAUUGGAAAGUUGAAAAGAAGAUGUCACACAAGGUUUCCUGUAUUCCAGUCUGUCUGGUAUAUUUCCUAAGACUUCACAAUUCCAAGUAACAGAAUGCUAAUUGGUCUUGUGGCAUAGCUAGACUUCAGUAAGGGAUUUUCGAAAAUUGCCUAUUUUGGACAUGAAUGUCAAUCGAUAAUAACGGUAACUGUAAUUAAAUGCACUAAAUUAUUGAAAAAUUGGGCAGUUUUGAAGAAGUUGUGGUUCACAAGUUUUUACGUGACUUUUACAUUCAUUGACAUUUGAUUUUUGUAAAUGAAUGCUAUGGAUUUUGUAUUUAAUACAUGGAUUUUAACAGAAACUCAGAUUUACACAUGUGGCAAAGAUCAUGCUUACAAAAUAUAUGCUUUCAGAUUUUAAAAAAAGAAAUAUUUGUCAGUAAUUGGAUGUUGCAAUUUUAUCUCACCUGAGCAGGAAGUGCUCGGGAUGAGUUGUGAUCUCUCACCGUCCAGCCAUCUAGUAUCCGUCUAUCUUCCAUAUACACUUUUCUUCAAAUGUCGUCUCCUCUGAUACUACUGGUCAGAAUUGCACCAAGCUUAGCCAGAAGCUAUGUUAAAUUUAUUUAAAUAUUUUAGAUUUGCCCCUUUUUGGAGGGCCUAGAGCUAAAAAUAGAACAUUUAAAUGACUUCUUCUCAUGAACUGCUUGAUGGAUUUCAAUCAGACUUGGACUCUAGCAUCAUUAAGUAUAAAGUCCUAUCCCAAUUUUGUCCAAAUUAAGGUGCUUAGCCCCUUUUAGGGGAAGUAGAAAGACUUUUAAACAACUUCUGCUCAUGAAUCACUGGAAGGAUCUUCAUCAUAUUUGAACUGUAGCUUCAUUAUAAGGUUCUCUUCCGAUUUUGCUCAAAUUGAAGCACUUGGAAUCUUCUAGGGGCCACUACAGUUAAAAAAGAAGUAACUUUAAACAACUUCUCCUCGUGAACCACUUGAUGCAUCUUCAUGAAACUUCCUUGGUAACAUCAUUGUAACGUCCUCUCCUAAAUUGGUUAAAAUUGAGGAGAUUGAUUCCUUUUAGGGGUAAAUAGUAACUAAAAAUAGAAAUACUUUUAAAUGACUUCUUCUCUUGAACUGCUUGAUGCAUCUUCAUUGACCUUGGAUAGAUGUUCACCAAACUUGUUCUGUAGUAUCAUUGUAAAGUCCUCUUCCAAACUUUGUAAAAUGUGGACACUCAACGCCCUUUCAGGUGCCACUAGAGCUAAAUAAGAAAUACCUUUAAACAACCUCUCCUCAUUAACUGCUGGACCUUCCAAAAUGCUCCCAGCCUGCUCCAGUGGUUUGUGUGUAUUUUUUCAACCCAGUCUUAAUGAUCUAAGUAGCAUAUAGUGUUUGAACGGUUUGUCAUCUGACACUUAUUUAUGUAAUCAAUUUCUAUUGCCUUUGAAACUUUCAACACCUGGAGAUCAUGUGGGGAAGUUGGCAGUUACUUGCGGAGAACAGGUUUGUACUGGUACAGAACCCAGGAACACUGGUUAGGUUAACUGCCCGCCGUUACAUGACUGAAAUACUGUUGAAAAACGGCGUUAAACCCAAAACAAACAAACAAACACCUGGAGCAUAAUAUGGUUCUGUUCCAAAGUUGCACACUCUGUAGCCUGUUAAAGCUCUGAAACUCAGGCGAGAGAUCUAGGGUCAUCAUGGCCGUCUUGUUUGGUAUUUGUACAUUAUAUAGUGAGGUUGUAUUCUGUGAACAUUCUUUAUCCGACAGUUUAUCUGUUUUGAGUUUAAGUAUCAUUCUUUUAUUGUAUUUCCUUCAUUUGUGAGCAUUAACUUAAUACAAGAAAUACUGUAAAUGGAAUUGAAUAAUCUGAAACUCUUUACUUCGGUACUUGUUGUCACAAUUUAUUAUGAUUUAUAUUUGAUAUAGUUUUACAAAACAGACCAAACUUGUUUUUGCUCAAAGACUACUUUAUGUUUAAAAGAGAAAAAUUCUUAUUACCAGUGAGAUAGGUAUAGUUUGUAUUUACAUUUAUAUCAAUUUUUGUUUUUGUAUGUGCAGUAAAACCUGAUAUUACGCAAAAUAUUGUCAUAUUUUUCAAGACUUUUUAGAAUGGUAAAAGUUAAAGACAUUGGAUGAUUUUAUUUGAUAGCGGCUUUGUAUAAGAUUCAGUAAAAAUAGACCUUAGAAAAAUUUGGCUUUGGGGACAAUAGUAAGGUGUAUGGGAAAAUCAAAUUUUCAAACACAAUAUGUUUGAUUCUUUUAUAUUAUUUCUUUUUGCUUUUAAACACUUGGGAUUCUAUAAAAAUGGUAGGAGAUUGUAGAAAAAUUAAAUUGUAUAAAUAUAUGUCAAGACACUACUGAAAAGAUUUUACGUAAAUGAAUGUGUAAGUUUAAGAAGUCAUAUUCAAAGCAUACAUGUAUGUCAAGGUACCCACCUUAUUUAGCCAUAUUAAACAUUUUUCAAAUCUAAAUAAACUACUAAAUGGCAAUAUUUAUCAGUAAUCAAGUUUACCAGGUUUAUUUAAUAUUUCAGUUUAUUUACAUUGUUUUAAAAUGUUGUAUCUAAAAAGAAUUAACUCUUCUUUUAAAGUAUUAAUUGAAUCAGCUUAAAGUUGAUACAUUAUCAGUUAAAAGGUUAGUCCCAAUUCGUGACUCUAGUUACCUCCCCUGACAGUCAAACUGAAAUGAAAUGAAAGUGAUAAUUACGCAACGAGUUGGAGAAGUAAAAGGUAUGCGACCAAAAUAGGAAUAUUGAACAAAUGAAAGAUACGACACUAUUUCACUAUAUCCUACUUCAAUGCAUUUAUUGGGAAAAGGGUCCUCUGAAGGAUAAUCAUAAGCAUGUGAGUCAUCCAGUGUCUUUUAAGUUUAUACCCUUUGGUCAAAAUAACCUGUAAUUUGUCAUUAAACAGCCAAACAUGUAUCUCAGACUGUGUCCAGGCAUCUUCCACACUUUUUAUUUUGUUUUUACAUUUUUGUCCCCAUCAUCAAAUACUGACAUAUUUCAGUAAAUAUUGGACACAAUAUUAAAAACAAAUAUUAAAUUUUGAUAAGAUGUUUCAACAGCAACAAUUAUAUUAAGCAAGCUCACUGAGUUACAAAAUGAUAUUCCUCAUCUUAAAGCUUAAAACUGAGUCACAAUCUCUGCCAUUUGUAGCAAAUACAUUUGCAGGGAAUACAUAUGCCGGGAAGAAUAUUUGUUUAAACAGCAUUUCAACAAAAAUCAAAGUGUAGGUGUAAAAUGUUUGUUGACUAUAUAAGAAAUGUUUAUUGCAUUUAAUAGCAAUUGUAGAAAAAUAGUUCUUUGUUUUUCUGGCCUUAUAUUACAAUCUCUUCCAUUUAUUACAUUGUACAUGUUCAUUUUAAAUUUGUCUUGCCCAGAUUAACGUUUAUGCUGUUUUGAAUUAUCCAUAUUAUAGUGACAAAUAAUUUUUGAAUAUACUGUUGUUUUUUUUUUGCUAAAUUGUUAGAGAUUAUACAAAUAUUCUUAAGAAAGUUUAAAUUAGUUUAAGCUAAAUGUUGAUUAAAGAACAUCACAAAAGACUGUAUAGGGAAAUUAUCUCAACAUAUUUCUUUUAUUGAUUUGUUGAGUCACCUUGUUAAAUGAUUUGUAAAAUUUUAUAUGUUUGUUUCAAUAGUACUAAUUUUUAUUAUAGUUUGGUAUAGGUAGUUGGAUUUGAAAUUAUAUAAAGAUAGGUCUGCACUUUUGCUAUAGUGAAGAGUAACUUACAACACAGAAUCCUCCGAAAUGAAAGACUCUGAGAGAGUGUAACAUAAACGUACAAUUAUUGAGAGAAAAAAAUAAAGAGAGUACAACAUAUGCAAUAUGAUUUUUGAUGUUUUAUAAAAGCAGAAGUAUUUUAAUUAUAAGUUUAGAUCAUUUUUAACACCUUGAAGUAACAUAAUGUCAAGAUUUAAAGUAAAUGUUCAGAAUCCAGAAACCUCUUUUGUUAAUUAGGCAUACGACCGUCAAACUUCAAAGGCUGUUCCUGUGGUCAGUGGUUCAACCUAUAGUUUUGCUGGUCAGUUGGAUGAAGGUCAAUGUGACAGUGACCACAAGACUUAAUCAAAGCCUUGAGAUGUCUGGUGGUUGCGGGUUUUGCUAGAGUUAUUUUCAUUUUAAUUGCCAAUCUAUAAAUAUACAUGUAUAAGAAACAAAUACUAAUGUGCCUCAUAUCUAAGAUAACCUCUGCCUGACCUUACAUGAACAGCUGGAAGUCAAUGAUGUAAACAUGGGCUGGGAUACCUAAUCAUUGACAGAUCUUAUAUAAUCUAAAUGGCCAGUGUGAAUGGAUAGAGGAUGAAUAAGAACUGCUUGAUCAUUGAUAAUUCAUCCGCAUUGUUCAUGAAUGGGACUACUUUGUGUAGCACAUGAACAAAUUCCUUUGGAUGUGAUUUGGAAUCAAAUAAAGAUGCUACAUGAUUGUCAGAGAUACACUUAACUUUGGUAGCGGGAUAAACCCGCAACUAAAAAGUUGCUGAUUAAUAGCUGAAAUACCACAGGAGUCUGAAAUUCUAUCAGUUAGAUUCAAGAAGUCUUGUAGUCUCAAUUUAUAUACUGGAGUUUUAUUGAUAGAUUUUCAGACUCCUGUGGUAACACAAUUUGCUUAUUGUUGUUAGAUUUUGAUAGAAUGCUUACUAUAUAGAAAACUAAAAAUUGUUUUAUUUAUUAGUGUGCUUUCCUAAACAUUCAAAUCAGCCUGUUGUUAUAAUGGAGAGAGGUUAUUUUUUAUAACAUCAGCCGUACACUUGUUUCGUUUUUUCAUUUUUUAAAAAGAGAUAAAAAGACAGUUUUCAUGUUGUUUGAAAUUAUAAGUGCAGCUGUAAGGUAAAUCAAGGUAUUACUGACUUUUGCACUCAUCUCUGAACACGAAUAACAUAUUUUAUUUUAUGAUUUAUGUCAUAACAUGUACAUUUUCUGUGAUAAUAUAUUUUUAUAUCCGUCCAAUAAGCAUUUAUUAACAAACUUUGUUAUUUUUAGCUCACCAGAGCAUGAAGUGCUCAAGGUGAGCUAUUGUGACCGGUCAUUGUCCAGCAUCCAGCGGCGUCCGGCGUGUGUCAACAUUUGCCUUGUUAACACUCCAGGGGCAACAGUUGUAACCCAAUCUUUAUGACACUUUGUCAGCAUGUUUGUCUUGAUGAUCUCUAGGCCAAGUUUGAAACUUGGUCAUGUGGGGUCAAAAACUAGGUCAGUAGGCCAGAUAAAAGGAAAAUCUUAACACUCUAGAGUCCACAGUUUAAGUUGGAAACUCAUGAGAAUUGGUCAGAGUGUUUGUCUUGAUGACAUCUAGGUCAGAUUAGAAUCUAGGUCAUGUGGGUUAAAAAACUAGGUCACCCAGUCAAAUCAAAGGAAAAGCUUGUUAACACUCUGGAGGCCACAUUUGUAACAAAUCUUUAUGAAACUUAGUCAGAAUGUUUGUAUAGAUGAUCUCAAGGUCAAGUUUGAAACUAGGUCAUAUGGGGCUAAAAACUAGGUCAGUAGGACAGAUCAAUGGAAAAUCUUGUUAACACUCAAGUCCACAGUUUAAAUUUGAAACUCAUAAGAAUUAAUCAGAGUGUUUGUCAUGAUGACCUCUAGGUCAGAUUCAAAUCUGGGUCAUGUAGGGUCAGAAACUAGGUCACCAGGUCAAAUCAAAGGAAAAACUUGUUAACAAUCUAGAGGCCAUAGUUGUAACCCAAUCUUUAUGAAACUUGGCCAGAAUGUUUGUCUUGAUGCUCUCUAGAUCAAGUUUGAAACUGGGUCAUGUGAGGUCAGAAACUAGGUCGAUAGGCCAGAUCAACUCUGGUGAGCGAUAACGGGCCAUCAUGGCCCUCUUAUUUCCUUAUAACAUCAUUUUUUAUAAUAUCUUGUGUUAUCUGUUUAGUUUUGUAUUUAUUUAUUAUUUUGUUGUGUAUAUACUACUAUAUUGUUUAUCAUUUUUGUCAGUUAAGAAUAUCGAUUAAAUGUCACACUUAAACAUGAUAAUUAUAUUAGAAGGAGUCACCAUCUGCUGUAAACAGAUUGGAAAUUCAUACAUUAAAGUUUGUAGACCAGUCUGAAAAUGCAGUCUUGCCAUUGGCCAGCAAAACAUUUAAGAAAUAAGUGUAUCUGUGAUAAAAAGAUGCAGAGUGAAUAAUUGGUAAAUGUUUAAUUAAUGAUUUUUGAAAGGUUUGAAUAGAAAUCUGGAAAUAAAAUAUUAAAAUCAGUUAAGGUGGUUAUGCAUGUUUGGAGCAAAUGUUGUUCUCGAAUGUAGAAUUUAUUAAACCAUAUCUUUUUAAAGCAUCAUUGUAUCCAAAGGAACAACAGCCAUAACAAGUAAGGGUCAUUUGCUUGAUUUUUAGCUCGACUAUUCGAAGAAUAAGUAGAGCUAUCCUACUCACCACGGCGUCGGCGUCGGCGUCGGCGUCACACCCUGGUUAAGUUUUUCGUACCAGUCCACAUUUUGACAAAGUCUUUUGAGAUAAAGCUUUGAAACUUUCAACACUUGUUUACCAUCACCAUGUCCAGUUAUAGGCAAGAGUACAUAACUCUGUCAAGCAUUUUGACUGAAUUAUGGCCCCUUUUGACUUAGAAAUCUUGGUUAAGUUUUUCGUACCAGUUCAUAUUUUGACAAAGUCUUUUGAGAUAAAGCUUUGAAACUUUCAACACUUGUUUACCAUCACCAUGUCCAGUUAUAGGCAAGAGUACAUAACUCUGUCAAGCAUUUUGACUGAAUUAUGGCCCCUUUUGACUUAGAAAUCUUGGUUAAGUUUUUCGUACCAGUUCAUAUUUUGACAAAGUCUUUUGAGAUAAAGCUUUGAAACUUUCAACACUUGUUUACCAUAGCCAUGUCCAGUUGUAGGCAAGAGUACAUAACUCCAUCAAGCAUUUUGACUGAAUUAUGGCCCCUUUUUGACUUAGAAAUCUUGGUUAAGUUUUUCGUACCAGUCCACAUUUUGACAAAGUCUUUUGAGAUAAAGCUUUUAAACUUUCAACACUUGUUUACCAUCACAAUAUCCAGUUGUAGGCAAGAGUACAUAACUCCAUCAAGCAUUUUGACUGAAUUAUGGCCCCUUUUGACUUAGAAAUCUUGGUUAAGUUUUUCGUACCAGUUUAUAUUUUGUGUAAAGUGUUUGACAUAUGGCUUUGAAACUUUUAUAUCUUGUUCAGUAUAAUAGUCUCUAUCAAUAGGCAAGAGUACGUAACUCUCUCCUCUUUUUUGGCUGAAUUAUGGCCCUUUUUGAACUUGGAAACUGGUUCUGUUUUGUAUAUGUCCAUGUUUUGUCAAGACUAUUUUACAUAUGUCUUUUAAACUUUAAACACUUGUUUAUCAUUAUGAUUUCCAUCUGUAGGCAAGAGUACAUAACUUUGACAACUAUUUUGACUGAAUUAUGGCCCUUUUUGGACUUUCAAAUUUGUUCAGUUUUUCUUACAAGUCAGCGUUUUGUCAAAACUAUUUGAACUGUGGCUUUGAAACUUUUAACACUAGUUUAUCAACAUGAUUUCCAUCUGUAGGCAAGAGUACAUAACUCUGUCAACUAUUUUGACUGAAUUAUGGCCCCUUUUGGACUUGGAAAUUAGUUAAAUUUUUCAUAUAAGUCCAUGUUUUGCCUAACAUAUAACUUAACAUAUUUGCCAUCAUGGUCACACAUUGCCAUUUAGUGCAAGACUAAUCGAAAUCCACAAAUACAAGAACAUUUUUUGUUUAAUCCAUUUUUUUGUUUAGUCUGAAAAUCUAUGGAAAUAUUUUGACCCCAUUCUUCAAUCAAUUCUUCGAAUAGUCGAGCGCGCUGUCAUCCGACAGCUCUUGUUUGUUAGACCAAUUUGAAAAUGUUGGUCCUCCAAUUAAUUUUUUGCAGUGGAAUUCUAUGGAAAAAUUGAAGUUUUGAUGACAUUUUCGUAUAUAGUAGAUUUUCUGCAAUAUAGAUUUUAAUGAUUGUUGUCAUAGGUGUAGAGUUACCUAUUUUCAAUCGUAUGGCCAAAUAAAGUGUAUCGGUAGGUGUGCUUAAUAUUUCACAAUUUGCCAAAUAUCAGUCUAAGCCCGCCCACUUAGCUCAGUAGGUAAGAGCGUUGGUCUACGGAUCGCGGGGUCGCGAGUUCGAUCCUCGGGCGGGGCGUAUGUUCUCCGUGACUAUUUGAUAAACGACAUUGUGUCUGAAAUCAUUAGUCCUCCACCUCUGAUAAUUCAUGUGGGGAAGUUGGCAGUUACUUGUGGAGAACAGGUUUGUACUGGUACAGAAUCCAGGAACACUGGUUAGGUUAACUGCCCGCCGUUAUAUAACUGAAAUACUGUUGAAAAACGGCGUUAAACCCAAAACAAACAAACAAACAAACAGUCUGAGUCCUACCAUUGUUGCUUAUUUCAUGCUGUAUUUUAAAUUAUUGUACACCAAAACCUAUCUUUUAUCAAAAUUAAUCUUAAUUCUCAGAAUUUAAUAAAUUACCUGCAACAUUUAUGCUAUUUAUGUAGUAGCUCCCUUGCAUUAUCCAGGUUUUCUGGAUAAAGGACAUUACACUAUCACUUCUAGUGAAUCGAACGUGCAUAACCUCCUUAAGAACUUGUAUAAAGUGUUUUUUUAUUGCCAAUACUAACAUGUUUAGAUUUUAGUUGUAGCUUACACUAUUGUUUAUUUACCUACCGCACUGUAUAAAGUAGUUUAAAUUUGUUUAUAAAGAUCAGCUGGUCUGGUCUGUAUUGUUCGACAUUUUGUCUUUAAUGACAUUCCAUGUAGUUUUCUGAAUAAACUAUUCUUUUCUUAAA
Molecule: messenger RNA, 9712 nt
Organism: Mercenaria mercenaria
Lineage: Eukaryota; Metazoa; Mollusca; Bivalvia; Venerida; Veneridae
Exons: 5
Coding region: 66-614 (182 amino acids)
Source: RefSeq, a predicted model, not a curated record